AUGAGCCGCUGUCUGUCAGGACCUGAAAGUUGUCAUUACAAGAAGGUUCAGAGCACACCAGGUCCUUUCACUUCGGAAGGUGGGAGCAGCCCACCCCUCUCCUGCCUCUCUCCAUCCGAGAUGUGUGGUACCCGGUCAGCCUCAUGGACGGUCCCGGUUCCGCUGCAGCCUGUGGUCUUUGACAGAGAUAUGAUGGCACAUAAUGACUGUGAAAAUUAUCCAAGAGAGGCUGUUUACAGUAACAGCAAGGAGCAGCGUCCAACGGUGGCAAGGCAGGCGUCCGCAGCAAGUGUCAGACAGACGUUUGCCCUCGCUGGGAAGGCCCGGUGGAGCUGGCAGGCUUGCUCAGGAACCGAAGCAGAUGGGUGUUACAGCCUCUUGGCCAGCGAUGCAUUUCCAGCGUCUUGUGAUGACAUUGUGACUCUCACCAAGUUCAAGCCAUCGUGGUCAGAAGGGGAAGAAUGCAAUGGACCUUUAUGUGAAACUGUUUCUACUUCAGGAUCAGAAGUCCCAAGCAGCUCUGAGAGUGGAAGGAGAUAUAAUCUGUUCCUGAAGCGACGUCUCAGGAUUGAUAAAAGACAUCAAAGCAAAGAUUCUAUUUUCUUCAGGGACGGUGUCAGGAGAAUUGAUUUUGUUCUCUCCUAUGUGGAUGAUCUUAAUAAGGAAUGGGAAAAAAAGUUGGAAAGAAGAAAAGAAUUUGAGAGCAACCUGCAGAAGGCUGGUUUGGAACUAGAAACAGAAGACAAGAAGGAAUCUGAAGAUGGCAAGAUUUACUUUGUGAAGAUCCAUGCCCCAUGGGAAGUUCUGAUCACGUAUGCAGAAGUGCUGAACAUUAAAGUUCCCAUCAGGGAAAAUGACAUUCCCUCAAUGGUGGAGAACCCCCUGGAUUGUAUGCUUGCACCGCUCAGGCUUCCCGAGAAGGUGAUGCACCCUGAACCGGAUUAUUUCACAGCACCGUUCAGCAAGGACAAGCAGGAGCUUUACCUCAUUAAUGACGAGAGCACUUUCUUCUCACCAUCCAUGAGAAACAGAAUAGUUAAUUAUAUUCUUACACGUUGCCCGUAUGGAACAGAAGAAGGGAAGAAAAAAUUUGGGAUUAAGAGACUGCUAAAUAAUGGCACCUAUUCAGCUGCAUAUCCUCUUCAUGAUUGCCAGUAUUGGAAGAAGGCAAAUGAUCCAAACUGUGACAAUGAGAGAUACACGCUGUACAUGGAGUGGGCCCGGUUCCUGCGGUUCUACAAAGAACAGCCUUUGGACCUCAUCAGGAAGUACUAUGGGGAGAAGAUUGGAAUCUAUUUUGCCUGGCUAGGAUUUUACACUGAGAUGCUGUUCCUUGCAGCGGUUGUUGGCUUAAUCUGUUUUCUUUACGGCUUGUUUACAAUGGAUGAAAAUAUGAGCAGCAAAGAAAUCUGUGACCCUGCAAUUGGAGGAGAGAUCAUCAUGUGCCCUCUUUGUGACCGAGAGUGUGAGUACUGGAGGCUGAACACCACCUGCGCAUCCUCAGAGUAUUCGCAUUUGUUUGACAACGUGGCAACUCUCUUUUUUGCCAUUUUCAUGGGCAUAUGGGUUACACUUUUCUUGGAGUUUUGGAAGAGACGGCAAGCUAGACUGAAAUACGAGUGGGAUUUGGUUGAUUUUGAAGAGGAACAGCAACAACUCCAGCUGAGGCCUGAGUACGAGGCAAAAUGUACCCAGAAGAAGAAGAAUCCUGUAACUCAGGAGAUGGAGCCUUAUUUGCCUAUAACUAGCCAGGCUGUGCGGUUCUGCAUCUCGGGAACUACAGUGUUGUUCUGGGUGUCUCUGAUUAUAGCUAGCAUGAUAGCUGUGAUCGUGUAUCGUCUUGCUGUGUACGCUGCCUUCGCCAGCCUCAUGGAGAACACUCAAACCCUACAGCCCAUCAGCGGGUUACUGACCCCUCAGCUGGCAACUUCCGUCACGGCCUCAUGCCUGAACUUUGUCAUCAUCAUGAUACUGAAUUUCUUCUAUGAGAGAAUAGCCAUCUGGAUUACUGAUAUGGAGAUUCCCAGAACUCACAUGGAGUAUGAGAACAGGCUCACUAUGAAAAUGUUUCUGUUCCAGUUUGUCAACUACUAUUCAUCCUGCUUCUACGUGGCCUUCUUCAAAGGGAAGUUUGUUGGUUACCCAGGUGCCUACACAUACAUGUUUAAUCGCUGGCGAAAUGAAGAGUGUGAUCCUGCGGGCUGUUUGAUAGAACUGACGACACAGCUCACCAUAGUCAUGGCUGGCAAACAGAUCUGGGGAAAUAUCCAGGAGGCCAUUGUACCCUGGAUUUGUAACUGGUGGGGACGCCGGAAGGCCAGAAAUAAUCCAGAAAAUUUAUACAGUCGUUGGGAGCAAGACCAUGAUCUGCAGACAUUUGGACCCUUAGGCCUGUUCUAUGAAUAUCUAGAAAUGGUCAUUCAGUUUGGAUUCAUUACUCUCUUCGUGGCAUCCUUUCCCCUGGCUCCCCUUCUUGCUCUGAUGAAUAACAUCCUGGAGAUUCGAGUAGACUCCUGGAAAUUAACCACUCAGUUCAGGAGACCUGUGGCUGCGAAAGCACAUAGCAUAGGAGUUUGGCAAGAAAUCCUGAACGGAAUGGCCAUCUUGUCUGUUGUCACUAAUGCUUUUAUUGUUGCAUUCACGUCAGACAUGAUUCCUCGUUUAGUUUACUACUAUGCUUAUUAUGAAAAUGAAGACUCGCCUAUGUCUGGGUACAUCAACAAUAGUUUGUCAGUGUUUCAAAUCUCAGAUUUUCCUGACAGAAACAAGCCUAAACUGAAUCCAGAAAAUUUAGUCAUAUGCAGGUACAGAGACUAUCGAUAUCCUCCGGAUCAUGAGAGGAAAUAUUUACACUCGAUGCAGUUCUGGCACAUUCUCGCUGCAAAACUGGCCUUUAUAAUUAUUAUGGAGCAUGUUGUAUUCAUCGUCAAAUUUUUUGUAGCAUGGAUGAUUCCUGAUGUCCCUGCAGACGUGAAAGCCAAAAUAAAACGUGAAAAAUAUUUAACGCAGAAAAUCCUACAUGAGUAUGAACUUGAAAAACUGAAGGAGAGACUCUGUCAAGGUGAUAAACGAGCCACGGAAAAGGAGUUCAUCGCCACAGAAGGGAGAAUGGAGUUAUCCAGAGCACUGUAGUUGAAAAAACAACUGUGUGGGAUUUAGCUCAUUUUGGCUUUCUUACCUGUAAUUUGCUCAGUAUGCAUCAUCUUGAAAGCUAUGGAACGGUUUCAACCCAUUGCUUUCAGUCC
Molecule: messenger RNA, 3245 nt
Organism: Pterocles gutturalis (yellow-throated sandgrouse)
Lineage: Eukaryota; Metazoa; Chordata; Aves; Pterocliformes; Pteroclidae
Gene: ANO5
Product: anoctamin 5
Exons: 23
Coding region: 1-3132 (1043 amino acids)
Biological process (GO): chloride transmembrane transport
Cellular component (GO): plasma membrane
Molecular function (GO): chloride channel activity; protein dimerization activity
Source: RefSeq, a predicted model, not a curated record